Molecule: messenger RNA, 1543 nt
Organism: Notechis scutatus (mainland tiger snake)
Lineage: Eukaryota; Metazoa; Chordata; Lepidosauria; Squamata; Elapidae
Gene: GADD45GIP1
Product: GADD45G interacting protein 1
Cellular component (GO): nucleus; mitochondrion
Source: RefSeq, a predicted model, not a curated record
GGGAAUUUCUCUAUGACAAAGGAAGAGAGAACCCCCAGUCCCACCUUUCACUUCUUUUUAUAGUUAACACAACAAAUACAAAAUUUUAAAAGAGAGAAAAUAAAUCAAAUUAAAAUUCAAAGUAACUGUUAGCUAACACAUUACAAAACCCGUGUCAUUUGCCCCUCACAUGCAUUAAUUUCUCAGGCAAAAGCCUGUUUCUCGGACUGCAGUCGCGCUGCAAUUGGGGAACCUUAGCAGAUUCCAAAAAAAUUAGAGCUGCGCAAAUUCUCAGGUAAACAAAUCUCGUUCAGAUUCACCGCUCCUCUGAAGCCUUCCGAAUCGUAAUGCUCAGUUUAAAGAAGCCAUGUUGUGUCGUAAAGCACUUGCGUAAAAAUUGCACUGCAACUUUAAGAAACCUAAUACAAAGAAAAAAAAUAAGACAGCUGAAUCAAGGUCAACUUCGUGUCACGACUCCGCUGUUUCUAUGACGAAAUAUCUUCACCGCCACCCAGCAAACCUCCAAGAACAUUCGGAAAAUUCCAAAGAUGGAGGCGCCCACGGCAAGGAAUAAACUUCAAAAUGGCGGCCACCAUGCACCAGCAUACAAGAUGGCCCCGCCCACAGGAGGGGGAGAGUUAAUUCCAAGAUGGCGCCCUCUAUAGUUCCGGUCACUCGGUAAGCGCGUUGUAACAUGGCGGUCCGCGGAAGCCGGCUGCUGCUGGGUGGCGUCCGAUUGUAUAACGCCAAGCCGCUUAAGUUACAACUGAAGGGAAUUUAUCGGCCGGACCCUGCCAAUCCCCUCACUCCGGCCUGGCACCUGACCCCCGAAUAUGAAGCCAAGCUGUUUGGGCGCUACGGGCAAGCCUCCGGAGUGGACCCGACCCGGUUGUGGCCGUCGCCGGAGAAGCUGCAGGAAAUGGAAGCUGAGCAGAGAGCCUGGUACCCUUCCUUGAAGGAGAUGCAGCAGUCGCUGGAUGCCAAAGACAGCGAGGCCGAAGCCCUGCAGCGACAGAAAGAUGAGAUAAUUGCUGCCAAAAUGGCUAAAAUGCCCCAGAUGAUAGAAGACUGGCAGAGGGAAAAACGGCAACGCAAGCUCAAAGAACAGCAAGAAAAAGAACGAAGGCGGUUGUUACUGGCUGAGGCCCGGGAGCAAUAUGGCUAUCACCUGGAUCAUCACAGUCCUGAAUUUCAAGAGAUGGUGGUAGAGAGGGAGAAGAUUAAACGGAUGGAGCAGAAGGAGGAGAAAAAACGUAUGAGGGGGAUUCAGGCCAAAAAAGCAAUGGAAAGCAAAAUUCUUGCCUCAUCUCCAGAUAGCAAGGAGGAGAUGGCUGAACAAAAGGAUACCUAAAAUACUAUAUUGUAAGUCUUUUAAAUAAAUCUGCCUACAGAUUGUGACAGGCAAUUCUCAGAGGCCCAAUUGAUUUACUGCACUUCUCAUGCAUUAAAGGCCAACUUAGAAGUCUUAUGGAAUGUGGAAUGCUUCACUGUACAGAACAAUCUAAUGUCCUUUCUCUGCCUGCUGUGACCACUUGGAGCUUCAACAAAGGAUUUUUGAAUAGCA